CAGCCCGGGCACCUCCUCUGCGGCAGCCGCGCCUCGCCAGCCGGAGCAGUGCCGCAUCGCCCAAGUAGCCGCUCAUUGCCGCCGCUGCCGGCUGCCGUGUGCCGGCGGUGGGCAGCGUUCCUGCCGCCACCGACCUUGCACAGCUGCAGGCGCCUCAGCGCGCCCAGUGCUCUGCAACCCUGCGGCGGGCGGCAUGGGAUAACGCGGCCAUGGUGCGCCGAGAUCGCCUCCGCAGGAUGAGGGAGUGGUGGGUCCAGGUGGGGCUACUGGCCGUGCCCCUGCUGGCCGCGUACCUGCACAUCCCACCCCCUCAGCUCUCUCCUGCGCUGCACUCAUGGAAGACUUCUGGCAAGUUUUUCACCUACAAGGGACUGCGCAUCUUCUACCAGGACUCUGUGGGUGUGGUUGGCAGUCCUGAGAUAGUUGUGCUUUUACAUGGCUUUCCAACUUCCAGCUAUGACUGGUACAAGAUUUGGGAAGGUCUGACCCUGAGGUUUCAUCGAGUGAUUGCCCUUGACUUCUUAGGCUUUGGCUUCAGUGACAAACCGAGACCACACCACUAUUCCAUAUUUGAGCAGGCCAGCAUCGUGGAGGCGCUUUUGCGCCAUCUAGGACUCCAGAACCGUAGGAUCAACCUGUUGUCUCAUGACUAUGGAGACAUUGUUGCUCAGGAGCUGCUGUAUAGGUACAAGCAAAAUCGAUCUGGCCGGCUUACUAUAAAGAGUCUCUGUCUUUCAAAUGGAGGUAUCUUUCCUGAGACUCACCGGCCUCUCCUUCUCCAAAAGCUACUUAAAGAUGGAGGUGUGCUGUCACCCAUCCUCACGAGGUUGAUGAACUUCUUUGUAUUUUCUCGAGGUCUUACUCCCGUCUUUGGACCAUACACUCGACCCUCCGAGAGUGAGCUGUGGGAUAUGUGGGCAGGGAUCCGAAACAAUGACGGGAACUUGGUGAUUGACAGUCUCUUACAGUACAUUAAUCAGAGGAAGAAGUUUAGAAGACGCUGGGUGGGAGCUCUUGCCUCUGUAACUAUUCCCAUUCAUUUUAUCUAUGGGCCAUUGGAUCCUAUAAAUCCCUAUCCAGAGUUUUUGGAACUGUACAGGAAAACGCUGCCGCGGUCCACAGUGUCGAUUCUGGAUGACCACAUUAGCCACUACCCACAGCUAGAGGAUCCCAUGGGCUUCUUGAAUGCAUAUAUGGGCUUCAUCAACUCCUUCUGAGCUGGAAAGAGUAGCUUCCCUGUAUUAUCUCCCCCACUCCCGUAUCUGUUGUGUAUUCCACUUAGGAAGAAAUGCCCAAAAGAGGUCCUGGCAAUCAAACACUGUUUUCUUACAAAAGUCCACUUUACUCACAUUGAUGGAUCAGAGUAUAGAAAAAAGGCAGCAGAAACUCUGACAAAAUAGCCCACCUCAUUCCUUUGACAUCUGAUGAAGUAUAUAGACUUGUCUUUGUGUUAUUAGGAAAUUCUGAUGAGCAUGACUUCUCAUGGAUGCAUAGAGACAGGCAUUAGACAUUCUUUUGCUUAGAAGACUUUUUAACACUUCUGUGGAACUUUCCUGAAGUAUCUAAAAGUGCUAAUUUCUGGCCCAACCCGAAUURGAAUUCCACAGUAGAGAAUGAGGAGUGGGGCCUGUUAUCUCUCCUUGAACGGCUUGAAGGGUACAUGGUUUUUAAAGUUCUCUAGGCAACAUAGUUUAAGUGAGAGUGAAUAUCCCUUGUCAUACUUUGGAUUAGUUUCAUCAGCUGCUUCAAAUUAUAGACUUUUUGUUAAAAUAUUUGUGUUAGUAAUGCAGUAUUUUAAAGUAUGGUAUAAGAGUGUGAUAUGCCUACACAUUGUAUAUAGUUUAUAAGGACACUAAAAUGGCAGACCUUAACUCUGCCAAAGUAGUGAACCUUAUUAAAUGUGUAAUUUCUGAGUAAACUAAAUCCAAAUUUUUACAGAAUUUCCUAAAAUCACAGACACUAAGAACCAAUUGCAUCUGUGCCAGAGAUUUACUGUUAUUAGCUGGAAAGAUAAAUUCUAACAGCAAAUAAUAGUCUAACUACUCAUACCUCAGUGCUUAGAAGCAUGUCCCUCCUGGGCUGAAGUGUAGGGAGGGGACCCUUGUAUACUCGARUUACCUUGCUGAAGUACACUGACUCCUCUGGUGAUGGUGGCUUAGCUUUCCAUUGGCUCUCCCAGAGAGGGUUUCUCAUGCAGCUCAGCAGUUCCUGUACUUAGCCGACAGGAUAGUUCCCAGACACUUUAAGAACAAAUUCUCAAAGACCUAUAAGCAAAUGGUGCUGAAUAGUUUUUUUUAAGCCACAGUUUCACUGUCUUAGUCAAAGUAGGAUUAUUAAGUGAUUAAUUUUAAAUUCGUUUUUUAAAAAUUAGGAACUUC
Messenger RNA from Urocitellus parryii (Arctic ground squirrel), 2378 nucleotides. RefSeq names its product mesoderm specific transcript (gene Mest). Gene Ontology annotation, molecular function: monoacylglycerol lipase activity. The record is from RefSeq and is a predicted model, not a curated record. Gene Ontology annotation, cellular component: membrane. NCBI's taxonomy places the organism in Eukaryota, Metazoa, Chordata, Mammalia, Rodentia, Sciuridae. Gene Ontology annotation, biological process: acylglycerol catabolic process.